Messenger RNA from Aureococcus anophagefferens, 594 nucleotides. RefSeq lists its product as hypothetical. Gene Ontology annotation, molecular function: threonine-type endopeptidase activity. The coding region runs from base 1 to 594 and encodes 197 amino acids. The transcript has a single exon. The record is from RefSeq and is a predicted model, not a curated record. Lineage: Eukaryota; Pelagophyceae; Pelagomonadales; Pelagomonadaceae. Gene Ontology annotation, cellular component: proteasome core complex.
AUGUACCACGGCACGACGACCGUCGCGUUCCGCUUCGACGGCGGGACCAUGUGCUGCGUCGACUCGCGCGCGUCGCUCGGGAACUUCGUCGGAAGCUACUCCACGGAGAAGGCGAUCCCCGUGUCGCGGACGACGCUCGGCACCAUGGCGGGCUCGGCCGGCGACUGCACCUACUGGCUGCGCCUCCUCUCGGCGACGUCGAAGCUCGCGGAGCUGGAGACGGGCUUUCCGCCGAGUGCGCGGCGCAACGCGGAGUACCUCGCGGGGUUGCUGUCGCGCCAGGACAAAAACCUGGACCUGAGCGUGGGCACGAUGAUGUUCGACGACGCGACGCUCACCUACGCCGACAACUCGGGCGCGUGCCUCGCCGGCCACCUCUUCGCCGUCGGCUCCGGGAGCCCCUACGCGUACAGCGUCCUGGACGCGGGCUACCGGGCCGACCUCAACGUCGACGAGGCCGCGGACCUCGCGGAGAAGGCCGUGCGCACGGCCGCGGCGCGCGACGCCUACUCGGGCGGCAUCGUCAACGUCUACUUCGCCGACAAGGCCACGGGCAAGUGGCGCCGGCUCCGGCGGCUUGAUGAUUUGCCGUAG